This is a messenger RNA of Talpa occidentalis (Iberian mole), 5117 nucleotides long. RefSeq names its product WD repeat domain 11 (gene WDR11). Gene Ontology annotation, cellular component: cytoplasm. The record is from RefSeq and is a predicted model, not a curated record. The transcript has 29 exons. NCBI's taxonomy places the organism in Eukaryota, Metazoa, Chordata, Mammalia, Eulipotyphla, Talpidae. Gene Ontology annotation, molecular function: protein binding. Bases 45 to 3713 code for a protein of 1222 amino acids.
UCCUGGUUCCGGGUCGGUCCCGAGGGCCGGGGUGGGCCGCCGCGAUGCUGCCCUACACCGUGAACUUCAAGGUGUCGGCGCGCACCCUCACCGGGGCGCUCAACGCCCACAACAAGGCGGCGGUGGACUGGGGCUGGCAAGGUUUAAUUGCUUAUGGAUGUCAUUCGCUGGUGGUAGUGAUUGAUUCCAAUACCGCCCAAACGCUUCAAGUUUUAGAAAAACAUAAAGCUGAUGUUGUCAAGGUUAAAUGGGCCAGGGAAAAUUAUCACCAUAACAUUGGCUCACCAUAUUCCUUGCGCUUAGCUUCCGCUGAUGUCAAUGGGAAGAUCAUCGUAUGGGAUGUAGCAGCAGGAGUAGCUCAGUGUGAGAUCCAAGAGCAUGCCAGACCUAUUCAGGAUGUGCAGUGGUUGUGGAAUCAAGAUGCUUCACGAGAUCUGCUGCUCGCCAUCCACCCACCAAAUUAUAUCGUGCUCUGGAAUGCAGAUACUGGCACCAAGCUGUGGAAGAAGAGCUAUGCAGAUAACAUUCUUUCUUUUUCUUUUGACCCUUUUGAUCCCUCACAUUUAACCUUACUCACCAGUGAGGGUAUUGUGUUCAUCUCAGACUUUUCUCCAUCUAAGCCUCCCUCAGGCCCUGGGAAAAAAGUUUACAUAUCCAGCCCACACUCUAGCCCAGCUCAUAACAAGCUGGCUGCAGCCACAGGUGCCAAGAAGGCUCUGAAUAAAGUAAAAAUCUUACUCACGCAAGAGAAGCCUAGUGCUGAGUUCAUUACUCUGAAUGAUUGCCUUCAGUUGGCUUAUCUGCCUUCCAAAAGAAAUCACAUGCUGUUACUCUAUCCUCGGGAGAUUUUAAUCCUUGACCUUGAGGUGAAUCAGACAGUGGGUGUGAUUGCAAUAGAACGAACAGGAAUUCCAUUUUUGCAGGUAAUACCCUGCUUUCAACGUGAUGGUUUAUUUUGCCUACAUGAAAACGGUUGUAUAACCUUACGUGUUCGGAGAUCUUAUAAUAAUAUUUUCACCACUUCAACUGAGGAACCAGACCCAGAUCCUGUCCAGGAACUUAACUAUGAUUUACGAAGCCAGUGUGAUGCAAUCCGCGUGACAAAAACUGUCCGUCCCUUCAGCAUGGUGUGUUGUCCUGUCAACGAGAAUGCGGCUGCCCUCAUAGUGAGUGAUGGCAGAGUCAUGAUAUGGGAACUGAAGUCUGCUGCUUGUCACCGAAAUUCACGGAACAGUAGCUCUGGUGUGUCACCUUUGUACUCACCAGUGUCUUUCUGUGGGAUUCCUGUUGGAGCGCUGCAGAAUAAACUUCCAGAUCUCUCCUUAGAUAACAUGAUCGGGCAAAGUGCAGUUGCUGGGGAAGAACAGCCCAAAGGUUCCAUUCUGCAGGAAGUGCACCUCAAAUUCCUGCUAACAGGACUGCUUUCGGGGCUGCCCUCACCACAGUUUGCUAUCCGCAUGUGCCCACCGUUGACCACAAAAAACAUCAAGAUGUAUCAGCCACUGCUUGCUGUUGGCACCAGCAACGGCUCUGUGUUGGUGUACCAUCUCACCAGUGGGCUGCUGCACAAGGAGCUCAGCAUCCACUCGUGUGAAGUCAAGGGUAUUGAAUGGACAAGUUUGACUGGGUUUCUUUCUUUUGCUACCUCAACACCAAACAACUUGGGAUUAGUGAGAAAUGAACUUCAGCUGGUUGAUCUUCCAACAGGUAGAAGUAUUGCCUUUCGUGGAGAACGAGGCAAUGAUGAAUCGCCCAUCGAAAUGAUCAAAGUAUCUCACUUGAAGCAGUAUUUGGCAGUUGUAUUCAAAGAUAAGCCCCUGGAGUUAUGGGAUAUUAGGACUUGUACCAUCCUUAGAGAAAUGUCAAAAAACUUCCCUGCAGUAACUGCUUUGGAGUGGUCACCAUCUCACAACCUGAAGAGCCUGAGGAAGAAGCAGCUGGCCACCCGAGAAGCCAUGGCACGCCAGACCGUGGUCUCAGAUACCGAACUGAGUGUUGUGGAGUCCUCUGUGAUCAGCUUGUUGCAGGAGGCAGAAAGUAAAUCUGAGCUCAGUCAGAACAUCUCUGCACGGGAGCAUUUUGUGUUCACUGAUAACGACGGCCAAGUUUAUCAUCUCACUGUCGAAGGAAACUCCGUGAAAGACAGUGCUCGGAUUCCCCCCGAUGGAAGCAUGGGUAGUAUUACCUGCAUCGCUUGGAAAGGUGAUACACUAGUUCUUGGAGAUAUGGAUGGAAAUUUAAAUUUUUGGGAUUUGAAAGGCAGAGUGUCCAGAGGGAUACCUACUCAUCGAAGUUGGGUGAGGAAGAUUCGUUUUGCCCCUGGUAAAGGAAACCAGAAGUUAAUAGCAAUGUACAAUGAUGGUGCUGAAGUGUGGGACUCUAAAGAGGUUCAGAUGGUGAGCAGUUUAAGAAGUGGAAGAAACGUGACCUUUCGUAUACUGGAUGUGGACUGGUGUACGUCAGAUAAGGUGAUCUUGGCCUCAGAUGAUGGGUGUGUCAGAGUCCUCGAUAUGUCUAUGAAGUCUACAUGUUUCAGGAUGGAUGAGCAGGAGCUGACCGAGCCCGUGUGGUGCCCCUAUCUUCUUGUCCCAAGGGCCUCCCUUGCCUUGAAAGCUUUCUUACUGCACCAGCCUUGGGAUGGCCGGUACUCCUUGGACAUCUCUAAUGUUGAUUAUCCAGAAAAUGAAGAAAUAAAGAAUCUCCUUCAAGAGCAGUUGAAUUCACUGUCCAAUGAUAUAAAGAAACUCUUGCUCGAUCCAGAAUUCACUCUUUUGCAGAGGUGCCUGCUUGUUUCAAGGCUUUACGGCGACGAGUCCGAGCUCCACUUCUGGACGGUGGCGGCCCACUACCUGCACAGCCUGGGCCCAGGGCGGCCAGCCGGCACACCCGCCGCCGCGGGACCCGCUCCUCAGGAAGGCGCGGGCGACCCCCUCGACAUGUGCUAUGACUUACUCUGCGAGAACGCCUACUUCCAGAAAUUUCAGUUGGAAAGGGUUAAUUUACAGGAAGUAAAAAGGUCAACCUAUGAUCAUACAAGGAAAUGCACAGACCAGCUGCUUCUCUUGGGUCAAACAGACAGAGCUGUGCAGCUGCUGUUGGAAACAAGUGCAGAGAACCAGCAUUAUUACUGCGAUUCACUAAAAGCCUGUUUGGUCACGACAGUCACCUCGUCAGGCCCCUCCCAGAGCACCAUUAAGCUGGUAGCAACAAACAUGAUCGCCAAUGGCAAGCUGGCAGAGGGCGUUCAGUUGCUCUGCCUGAUAGACAAAGCCGCGGACGCCUGCCGCUACCUGCAGACGUACGGCGAGUGGAACCGGGCAGCGUGGCUUGCCAAAGUCCGCUUAAAUUCCGAGGAGUGCGCUGAUGUUCUGAAGCGGUGGGUUGACCACCUUUGCUCUCCACAAGUCAACCAGAAGUCAAAGGCCCUCCUGGUGCUCCUCUCCCUGGGCUGCUUUUCCAGCGUGGCUGAGACGCUUCACAGCAUGAGAUACUUUGAUCGAGCCGCCUUGUUCGUGGAAGCCUGUCUCAAGUACGGCGCGAUCGAAGUCAGUGAGGACACGGAGAAACUCAUCGCGGCUAUAUAUGCAGAUUAUGCCCGGAGCUUGCGGAAUCUCGGGUUUAAACAGGGCGCUGUUAUUUUUGCUUCAAAAGCUGGAGCAGCCGGCAGAGACUUACUGAAUGAACUGGAAUCCCCCAAGCCCGAAGAGGCGUGACGGUCACGGAAGCCAGGGACUCACCUCGCCAGCAGGGUGGCCCGGAGUUGGUCCAGGCGCCAUCAGGUCAGGGGCGCAGUCCUGACUGAGGAGGGUGCUGCGCUCGCAGGGCCUCGGGAGCGGCUUCCCCGCAGGGCAUGAGCACCUACGAUGCUCGGAAUGAGCUCUGGGUCCCGUGUUUAGCUCAGAAAAACGUGACCACUUCAGAGUUUGAAAAUGUCUAACUCCCCUCUCCCUUUUCAGUGUCUUGAGAAAUUUUGGCCUGAAGAUCUAGGCAGAACUGUGAACAUUUACAAUUCCCCCCCCCCCCCUACUCGAGUCCAAAUCCUCCUCAUUCACACUGCACAGGAAGCUCCCCACUGCUCAGAUCUGGUCAUAUGACAAGACCAGAAGAAUUCUGGGAGCGCAUCAGUAGAUGAUGUAGACCACAGUUCCCACAGUGUGUCAGAAUAGAGCCUCUGGAAAUGAGACUCAGGAUUAGUGAGACAAUAAACCUUUUGUUUCAGUUUCAUAUUGGAAACAACAACACCCCCCCCCCCCCCGGGGCACACACGCGCACAUACGCGCACAUACACAUGCAGCAGCGGAAACACUACAGGGCUGCUGCACCUAAUACCUGCGCUGGGCUCCCCGGCCGGGGCGCGAACUCUAGGCCCGUGCAUUGACCGCACUGAGCCUUACGCCCCUGCGCCACCAGGGAGGCCGCCAGCCUGGAGUGGUUCAGGCUGCCUAUUAAGGAGCUUGCAGCUGACGCAAGAGGAGAAAGAUGGGCAGGACCUGAAACAAGGUCUUCAAGCCCACCUGUACCGAAUCAGCUAAAUGGACCCAUGAGCGCAUUUCACUGACCCGCCACUCCCACUUUAGGCUACUUCGGGCCGUAGAUCACAGCACUGGGCGCAUAAUGCUUUCCAAAUACUUGCUGAGGCCUAGUUUGGGAAAUACAGGCUCCACGUCCCGUGAAGUAUUUUCCAUGAAUCCGAGACACCUCUAUUAAAUUGCCAUAACUUGAAAUUGGCAAACAUGAACUUUCCUUGAAUGUACACACAAUGACGGGGGUGGGGUGGGGGUGUAGAGACCAAAGGGAGGGAGCCCCGUGACCUAUACUGGACCUAUAACCCUACAGAAUACACAGGUGUAGUCCAAGGAGACCAAUAAAAAUUUAAUAUUAAAAAAUGAAAAUUGUGAUUUCCUGAUUAAAAAUUCAAAAAAAACCCAAUGUUCUUCCUGAAUACAACUUUAAAGUUGUUCUUUCUUCCAUGAUUACAAGACUUACAUGGGACCAAAUUUAGCUAACACAUUCAAAGCCCAUCUAGGGCUUUUUAUGAUGGAUAAAAGCAUCUCUUCCACUUCGCUGCACCGACUCAGUGACUUCCCUGUGGCUAGCAGGGUGGGGGGAGAGGCGGG